AUUUACCAGACCAACCAAAAUGGAUUAGUCCCUUACUUAAAUAAAAUAAAAAACCUUAAAACUGAGAAAAAAAAAAGUCGCCUCCUCAUCCGUCGGCGGGAGCAAAAUUCAGGGGUUUUGAAUAGUUUGUGUAGUGAAAAUUGUCUGAGAUGGAAGCAGCUAUUGCUCAAAGGUUUCAGUACCCAUCAUGGAUUGAUUGGAGAGAGUUUGAGAGGAAGCUGCCUCGUGGUUCAUUGCGGUAUCCUCAACGAGCUAAGGAAGAGAAAAGGUUCAGGGGUCUUGCUUUCGCUCAUUUGCAACCUGAAAGAAGAAACAGAUCGUUGUCUUCAGAGGUUUCAUGUUCUGCUGAUAACUCUUCAGCAUUGUUGGAGGCCGGAAGUGUCUAUCCAUUUGAUGAGGAUCUAAUUCUCAAGAGAAAAGCAGAAGAGGUUAAACCGUAUUUGAAUGGACGAGCUAUGUACCUUGUUGGCAUGAUGGGUUCUGGGAAAACAACCGUGGGAAAGUUAAUGUCCAAAGCUCUUGGUUAUUCCUUCCUUGACUGCGACACUUUGAUUGAGGAGGCGAUGAAUGGAACUUCUGUGGCAGAGAUAUUUGAGCAUCAUGGAGAGAGUUUGUUUAGAGAAAAGGAGACCGAUGCACUAAAGAAACUCUCUUCGAUGUAUCAAGUUGUUGUUUCCACUGGUGGAGGUGCAGUUAUAAGACCCAUUAACUGGAAGUAUAUGCAUAAAGGAAUCAGCAUUUGGUUAGAUGUGCCUCUAGAAGCCUUAGCCCAUAGAAUUGCUGCCGUUGGAACUAAUUCACGACCAUUGUUACAUGAUGAAUCAGGAGAUGCAUACACAGUGGCUUUGAAGCGUCUUUCAACUAUUUGGGAUGAGCGCAGUGAAGCAUACACAAAUGCAAAUGCCAGAGUGUCGUUAGAAAGUAUAGCUCCUCCAUCCAUUUGCUAUUUGUUCAAUCUUCUGCUAUUUACACUCAUGCAACUUCUGCUAGUAAUUUGGCUUUUCUUCUUUGUACUCCAAUCAUCAGAUAUUGCAGCCAAGCGUGGCUAUAAAGAUGUCUCAGAUCUCACACCAACUGAAAUUGCCAUCGAGGCCUUUGAGCAAGUUCUGAGCUUUCUAAAGAAUGAAGAAACUAUGGAGAUCCCUGACGGCGACCUCUAAUUUCCCAGCCUCCAGUUCUCUAUCUCUUCCUUUAUCUCUCAACGAAGCAAUCACCAGGCCAUUGAGCAAGUUCAGAGACAAAGAAGACCUCUAGUUACUGCCUUACUGGUUCUGGGUCAUUGGAGCUUACACAAAGCCUAAUUUUGACUGGAACAAUGCUUUGUUUAAAGAAGAUGCAAUAUGUGUAUAUACAAACUUAAUAAUGCUCCUGUUGUUUUACUAUCAUUUUCCUUGAACAAAAUAAAUAAAAAGUAGCCGUAUUCGUUUU
This is a messenger RNA of Camelina sativa (false flax), 1428 nucleotides long. The record is from RefSeq and is a predicted model, not a curated record. Lineage: Eukaryota; Viridiplantae; Streptophyta; Magnoliopsida; Brassicales; Brassicaceae.